GGCGCUGCGGCAGCCGGCGCCGGGCAGCGCCAUGGAGCCGCAGGCCCGGGACGAGCCGCUCUCCCACCCGCUGGAGCCGCCGCCGCCGCCGCCGCCGGAGAAGCGCUUCAGGCUGUGGUACGUGGGCUCGUCGUGCCUGGACCGGCGCACCACGCUGCCCAUGCUGCCCUGGCUGAUGGCCGAGAUCCGCCGGCGCGGGCAGCGGCAGGAGCCCGGCGGCGCCCUGGGCAGCGCCGUGGCGGCCCGCGAGGUGCUGCUGCUGCUGGGCUCGCCCACGCUGCGCUGCGUGCCCGCCGGCCCCGCGCCCGGCGCCGGCCGCCCCGCCAGCCCCGGGCCCGCCGUCUUCAUCUUCGAGCACAAGGCGCAGCACAUCGCCCGCUUCAUCCACAACAGCCACGACCUCACCUACUUCGCCUACCUGAUCAAGGCGCAGCCCGACAACCCCGAGUCCCACAUGGCCUGCCACGUCUUCCGCGCCACCGACCCCAACCAGGUUCCUGAUGUCAUCAGCAGCAUACGACAAGUCUCCAAAGCGGCACUGAAAGAAGAUGCCAAGCCGAGUAAGGAUAGUGAAGAUGCCUUCUAUAACUCCCAAAAAUUUGAGGUCUUGUACUGUGGGAAGGUGACAGUGGCUCACAAGAAGGCUCCCUCCACACUCAUUGAUGAUUGUAUUGAGAAAUUCAGCCUUCAUGAGCGCCAGCGCCUGAAACUGUUAAGUGAGCAGCGCAAUACGGAGUCAAGUUUGGACUUACCCUUGUGCGAGGGAGAUGCACCAGCCUCACCAUCAGAUAGCCCCUUUGAGGAGUCUGAUGGCCCAGAUACCACCACGGUGCAGGCUGGGAUAUUUACAGUUGGCAGUCAAACCAACUUAACCAACCUGGCCAGCACUCGCAGCUCCUUUCCAGAGCGAAUCUUAGAGGACUCUGGCUUUGAUGAGCAGCAGGAAUUUCGUUCCCGAUGCAGCAGUGUCACCGCGGUUAUGCAAAGAAGGGUUCAUGAUACAAACCUGAAAACACAGCCACGCAGAAGGCAUGCCAGCGCGCCUAGUCACGUUCAGCCCUCGGAUUCGGAGAAGAACAGGACAAUGUUGUUUCAGGUUGGAAGGUUUGAAGUUAACCUCAUCAGUCCAGACACCAAAUCCGUUGUUCUUGAAAAGAAUUUUAAAGAUAUCUCUUCAUGUUCUCAGGGUAUAAAACACGUUGAUCACUUUGGCUUCAUUUGUCGGGAAUCUCUUGAACCUGGAUUAAGCCAGUAUGUUUGCUAUGUGUUCCAGUGCGCAAGUGAAUCUCUGGUCGAUGAGGUAAUGCUUACCCUGAAACAGGCCUUUAGCACUGCUGCGGCUCUGCAAAAUGCCAAGACGCAGGUCAAACUGUGCGAGGCCUGCCCUAUGCAUUCACUGCAUAAGCUGUGUGAAAGGAUUGAAGGACUGUAUCCACCAAGGGCCAAACUUGUAAUUCAGAGACACCUGUCAUCACUAACCGAUAAUGAGCAAGCAGACAUUUUUGAACGUGUUCAGAAAAUGAAGCCUGAAAACGACCAGGAAGAAAAUGAACUUGUGAUCUUACAUCUCCGCCAGCUCUGUGAGGCCAAGCAGAAAACACACGUUCACAUUGGUGAAGCACCGUUGACUGCUUCUAACAGUGCGAUUCCAGAAAGCACUACCAGUGGCGGCAGGUUUAAACUUGACAUUCUGAAAAACAAGGCCAAGAAAUCCUUGACUAGCUCUCUGGAAAAUAUCUUCUCAAGGGGAGCCAACAGAAUGCGAGGCCGCCUGGGAAGCGUGGACAGCUUCGAGCGCUGUAACAGCCUGGCUUCUGACAAAGACGCUUCCCCGGGGGAUUCUCCUCCGGCUACUCCGCCGGCUUCCCCCGUGUCCUCGGCCUGGCAGCCAUUUCCCGAGGAGGACUCGGACUCGCCGCAGUUCAGGAGGCGGGCGCACACCUUCAGCCACCCGCCGUCCAGCGCCAAGCGGCGGAUAACUUUCCAGAACGGCAGGUCCCAGAGCGUCAGGGCCCCGCUGCUGCGCCAGAGCUGCACGGAGCCUGGGAGUCCUGUUAUCGGGGUUCGGCGCUUUCACAAUGAGAGUGAGUCUGCGCCGCCUGGUCUCCCUUCCUCCCUCUCUGCCCCAUCUUUCCUGAAAAACUUUUACCCGAGCUCGGGGAGGUUGCUCCAGCACUCAGAAAAUGACCUCUCCAAGAGUGAUGGGGAGGGAAAGAAAAGAACAUCAACUGUCUGCAGCAGUGAGUCUCUAAAUGCUGUGGGGGCCACGCUCACACCGCGCCGCAUCUCCUGGCGGCAGAGAAUAUUCCUGCGGGUAGCUUCACCUAUGAAUAAAUCUCCUUCCAAGAUGCAGCAUCCAGAUGGUCAUGAGGGAAGAGAGUUGUUACCAUUAUCACCUCUUGCUCCACCAUUGGAGGAGGACCCUCUUGUUUUAGUAUUGCAAAAUGAGGAUGCCUUAGAUAAAGCUGGUGAGAAGAAGAACUCAGAAGAACUACAAAGUCUAUGGAGAAAAGCCAUCCAUCAACAAAUUCUGUUGCUUCGAAUGGAAAAAGAAAACCAGAAGCUGGAAGCAAGCAGAGAUGAGCUCCAGUCAAGAAAAGUCAAAUUGGACUAUGAUGAAGUUGGUGCAUGUCAGAAAGAUGCCAUCAAUGUUUGGGAUAAGAAAUUACUAAACUGCAGAGCCAAAAUCCGUUGUGACAUGGAAGAUAUUCAUGCCACUUUGAAAGAAGGCGUACCAAAAAGUCGUCGAGGAGAAAUUUGGCAAUUUUUGGCUGUGCAGCAUCGAGUCAGACACAGACUGCCAAACAAACAGCAGCCUCCUGACGUCUCUUACAAAGAACUGUUGAAACAACUGACGGCUCAACAGCAUGCCAUCCUCGUAGAUCUAGGACGGACAUUCCCUACCCAUCCUUACUUUUCUACCCAGCUGGGAGCAGGACAGCUCUCACUCUUCAAUCUCCUGAAAGCGUAUUCUUUGCUGGACAAGGAAGUGGGGUAUUGCCAAGGUAUCAGCUUCGUAGCUGGAGUGCUGCUUCUACAUAUGAGUGAGGAGCAAGCCUUUGAAAUGCUGAAAUUCCUCAUGUAUGACCUUGGCUUCCGUAAACAGUACAGGCCAGACAUGAUGUCGCUACAGAUUCAGAUGUAUCAGCUGUCAAGGCUUCUUCAUGAUUAUCACAGAGACCUGUAUAAUCAUCUUGAAGAGAAUGAAAUCAGUCCCAGUCUUUAUGCUGCACCAUGGUUUCUUACGCUGUUUGCAUCUCAGUUUCCAUUAGGAUUUGUAGCCAGAGUAUUUGAUAUUAUUUUUCUUCAAGGAACAGAAGUCAUAUUUAAAGUAGCACUGAGCCUACUUAGCAGUCAGGAAACAUCUAUAAUGGGAUGCGAGAGUUUUGAGAAUAUUGUUGAUUUUCUUAAAAGCACUAUUCCAGACAUGACUCAUCCACAGAUGGAAAAAAUUAUUACCCAGGUGUUUGAGAUGGAUAUAUCAAAACAGCUCCAUGCUUAUGAAGUAGAGUACCAUGUGCUGCAGGAUGAACUCCAGGAAAAUAUGAAUCCCUGUGAUGAAGGUGAAUCUCUGGAGAAGCUGGAGAGGGCAAACAGCCACCUAAAGAGACAAAACAUGGAUUUGCUGGAGAAGCUACAGGUUGCUCAUGCUAAAAUUCAGAGUCUGGAAUCCAGCCUGGAGACUAUUUUGACUCGAGAGAACAAAAUGAAGACUGUAAUUCAGUCCCUGGAGCAGGAGAAGAUAACAUAUCAGAAGACUCUCGAGCAGAUAAUGAAGUAUUUGCCAACAGAAGCAUUGUCUGACUGUGAACUGCUCCUGAAGGAAGUAAACUAUAAUCCAAAUAAUAAAACAAAAUAAGGAAAUAAGCCAUAAAUCAGGGUUUUCUAAGCAGCAUAACUUCAAAUAUUAAGGGAAAGAAUAGAUGAGUAUGCUGUUUUCAAUGAACUUAGAAAGCAAUAGGCUAUGGUAUUAUCCAAAACUAGUGCUGGGACACUCAUAGCUACAGAUGGGCCUUCAAACCUUAGUAUGCAAAUUCAGACCAUUAAUUUUUUUUAUGGUUGUGUAAAUAAAUCACAAGGGGGAAGUAAAGGAUUCUCAUGUAAUUAUGAUGAGUAGAUGUAUAUUUAGAGUUGACCUAACAGAAAAGAUUAAAAAAAAAAUCAGUAGUCAAAACCAAGGUAAUGGUGAACUACAAUUUCACUCUGGAUGUGCUUGUCUUGUAGUGAAAUGAAGAUAAUGUGUCUUUUUAUAUAUAUACUGAAUAAUACUUGAAAAAAAAAAAAAAAAAAAAGAGAAUGUAAUUUUCCCUCCAAAGAGCAGCAUGUGUCACAUCUUCUAUGGAAAAUCUAUGUGAACUCAUGCGUGCCUGUCAUUUAACUCUACUGACAUUGUGUACAUAGUAAUGCAGAAUCACAGAGUUAAGUAUCGCUCCUGGCUUGUACCGGGAGAGUUUAGUGCCAUACACUGUCUGGGCUGUACCAGUCAGCAGCGUAAUUCCACAUGCAUGUUGGAACUGAACAAAAAAACAUCAUGUCACAGAUAAGCCUCAGUAACUCUGACUUAAAUACAUAUCUAUACACACACAUGCAGAAUUUGUAAAUGCAAGAGGUAAUACUUUCUUCCCAUCCUGUUUGCUUCCACCUGUCCUGCAGUUUUUCAGGAGCAAUGGGUGGAAGAAAAUAAGGCUGCGGAGUAGUAUUUAUUCUGGUGUUAAUUAUCUGCAGAAGACUUGCUGUGAUAAUAGUUAAGUGUGGAAGAGGUUCUCAUUUAACCAAAGAAAUCUUGCAGGAAGCCUUGUCUUAUCGUGGUCGGAGCCAGGGAGCUGGUUAUGGAUUCCAGCUGACAAGGGAAUCAAGGCAGGUUGCAGGCAGUACAGCAAAAGUUCCUUGGGAGAGGACCAAGCAAGUUUCAAGUAUUACGUACCUUUCAGUUUUCACAUAUCUAGUGGAUAUACAUUUCAAAGGGAAUUCUGAAGUACAGGAGCAGUUUCAUGCUUUUCUGGUUGUUCCUGUUUUAAUACUUUUUGGGGGUGGUCUUUUUAAAACAAACAAAAUCAUGUUUGUUUUCUGGGAGAGAGAAAGGUAAGCUCUGGUCAUUUCAAGACAGAAAAUAUGUUUAUAAAGGCAUGAUAAGAUGCAUAUAGAUUUGAAAAUGUUUUCAAGCAGAAAUUUCAAAGAAGCUUAGACGGAUAUGUAAUAGACACGUAUUUUGGGAUGCAUGUCUGAACUGUUAAAUUGAGUGUCAAAGUGGCUCAUGUUAUCUCUUACUGUUUAUACUGCAUUUCAGGAAACGCUUAUUCUUUUUAGUAUGAAAAACAUUUAAGCAAAGUGCCAAAUCCAGCAGUGUCUUUAUGCAUAAGAUUGUCCAAUUUAGAAAGCAAAUGCUUUCUAAGUGUUAUACUUUAUGUUGACAUAAAGAAAACUGAGGAACAACCAUGCUGAUUUGCUGCACGCUGCUGCGGAACUGAGGGGUUUGGGGCUUCUUGAUUUUUGUUGUUGGUUUUUACUUCCAUUGUAGGGUUUUCUUGAUUAAAAAUAUUGAUUUACUUAAGUCUUUCUUACUACAGUUGGGGUGCAAGGUCUUAACACUGUGUAUAAAAACUAUGUGGACUUUGUCUAGGUAUUUCAGUAAUAUUGUGUUGUACCAGGUGGAAGAAUGCCAAGUGAAAAGGCAGUUCUUUUCCAUUUUGUUCAAAGUAAGUUUUGUCUGUUAUGUACAUACAAAACCAGUCCUGGGGAACUGCAGUAGAGUGUAUUACAAAGAAUCAAGGUUAUCCAGAAAUAUAUCAUCAUUUUUUUUUCUUUCCACAGAAUGUGCUUUAUCUUUUGUUUCACUUAUCAAACUUUUCAUGUAAUGCCUGGAGAAAUUCCAAUAAAUGUCAUUGUUGCAUUUCC
Rhea pennata is the source of this 5895-nucleotide messenger RNA. RefSeq names its product TBC1 domain family member 4 (gene TBC1D4). The transcript is spliced from 20 exons. Lineage: Eukaryota; Metazoa; Chordata; Aves; Rheiformes; Rheidae. Bases 32 to 3859 code for a protein of 1275 amino acids. The record is from RefSeq and is a predicted model, not a curated record.